GCGCUAUUUAAACGGAGCCGUCAACGCUUCAAUUUACUUUCUAUAUAAAUUGGAGCUUCGCCAUGAUUUGCUGUAACGCGCAUGCGCACAGAAUCGGACCUUAAGCGAUGGCGAAAUUCCUGCUUUUUAUGCAAGGAGGACCAACCUGGGAAGCCAAGUUAUCUCGAUAGAAUUGACCACUUAGGUGGUGUGGGAGGGUUCGCACCGAGGGGGAAGCUGCUCCUCUUUGCAGCCCGCUGACGUGGACGGCAGAAGGAGAGAAAAAAAAGGCGACAAAUUUCAGUGCGGUGCAUCGCUUUAUCGUCCAACAACCGUCUGAUUGAGAGACCCUCUCUAGUGGUGUGAAUGAGGGAAACAUGGCAGACCACACCCCGCCUCUGGAGUCCGGCCAGCUUCUCAGCCCUGAACUCCCCAUCCUGGCGUCACCUCCGCCUCCAGCCAUGGUCAACGGGGAUGGCCCCCAGCAGGUAAUCCUGGUGCAGGUAAACCCAGGUGAGGCCUUCACUAUUCGACGAGAGGAUGGUCAGUAUCAGUGUAUCACAGGUCCUGCUCAGGUUCCCAUGAUGUCUCCAAAUGGUUCAGUGCCUCCAAUCUAUGUGCCUCCUGGAUACAUUUCACAGAUCAUUGAGGAGAACGGAGUGCGGCGGGUGCUGGUGUUGCCACAGCAACCCGACUUCCACCCGGGCGGCCACUCACCUCUCCACCAUGCUCCGCCGCCUCCCCACGCCCACCUGCCUGCCUUUAUCCCGCACCCGGCCAUGAUGCCCCCGCCCCCUCAGCUGUACACGGGAAUGGUGGGCGGAGUGGGCGACAUGGGCUCGCAGUAUAUCUCCCAAUAUCACCCGGCUCACAUCUACUCAGAGCAAGUCAACUCUGCAGAUUCCCACACCCAACACAGCCGCCAGGCAUUUGUCCAUAGAGAUGACAGAACGAGCAAAACGCACGAGCGCCUCCAAAGGAAGCUGAAGGACCGUCAGGGAGGCAGUGGCGGAGGGCAGGUAAAGGACAGUCCUCCCCCUUCGCCGCAGAAGACGAGCAGCAGCCUCUCGACGCCCGACGUCCACAAUGGUGUGGGAGGCAAAGGGCCCGAAGCCGAGCUGCCCGCCGGCCAUGUGUUGGACAAGCAAGCGGGUCGGGGCAAAAACGCAGAGGCUGAAGAGCUGGAUGCAGCAACACAAGCCCUGCAAGCGCUGCUGAGCACCAUCAGUAAACCGGUGGUGUCAGACAUCCAGGCCCGGGCGGUCGAGGCGAGCUGGAGCGCACCCAAAACGGAGGACGACAGCACCCCCACGGGGGCCCUCAGCUAUGAGGUGUCUGUCUCAUUUAGCGGCAAGGAUGGCAAGUACAAGAGCAUGUACUGUGGCGAGGAGCUAAGUACAACUCUAGAGAACCUUCGACCAGCAACAGACUAUCACGUCAGGGUCCAGGCCAUGUGUAACUGUUUACAGGGAAGCCCGUCGGAAGCCGUGAGCUUCACCACGCUAAGCUGUGAGCCGGAACCUCCCAGUGCUCCCAAGAAAGCCAGCGGGACCAAGAACUCUCUCGUACUCCAGUGGAAGGCUCCCUGCGACAACGGUUCCAAGGUCCACAACUACAUUCUUCAAUGGGAUGAGGGGAAGGGAAAUGGCGUAUUUGAGCAGUGCUACUAUGGACCUCAGAAGCAGUACAGAGUGGCCAAGCUUUCACCAGCCUCCAGAUACUCCUUCCGCCUCGCGGCCAAAAAUGAUAUGGGUGUCAGCGAGUUCAGUGAAUCUGUGGAGCUGUUCACCUCGUGCAGUGUGCCGUCGUCGCCCUUCCCUCCCGAGUUGGAGAUGGCCGGCGUCACCUGGCUGAGACUUAAGUGGCUGCGCCCCAGCAGCUCGCCCAAGGAGGAUGACGUCUGCUACAUCCUGGAGAUGGAGGAGGAAGGCUCGGGUUACGGCUUUCAGCCCAGCUACGACGGCGACGAGCUCUCCUGCUGCGUCAGAAGCCUCCACAGGAGCACCAAGUACAAGUUCCGGGUGGCGGCGUAUAACUCGGAAGGCAAGAGUAACCCCAGCCCGGUGGUGGAGUUCAUCACCAAACCGGACAGACCCAGCUAUCCCUCCAAGCCCGUCAUCAAGGGCAAAGUUCUGCCCAACAGCUUCAAGUUGGCCUGGGAGCCCCCUAAAGAAAAUGGCGGAGCGGAUGUCACCAAGUAUGUUGCGGAGAUGUCGGAGGGUUUAAGCGGUUUGUCGUGGGAGUUGGUGUAUUCGGGCCCGGCCACGGAGCACCUGUGUGAUGGUCUCAAGCCCGGCUGCUCCUACCAGACGAGAGUGUACUGUAUGAGCGAGGGGGGGCAGAGCCCGCUGUCGGAGACCCUGCAGGUCCAGACUCCCGCGGUGCCCCCAGGGCCCUGCCAACCCCCCCGAUUGGUAGGCAAGCCCAAAGCCCGCGAAUUGCAGCUCCGCUGGGCUGCGCCUCAGGUGGACGGCGGCAGCCCGGUGUCGUGCUACAGCGUGGAGCUGAGCGGGCCGCAGUCGGAGGAGAGCAGGGAGGUCUACCAGGGUCCUGAGCUGGACUGCUCCGUGGGGGGCUUGAUGCCCGGCAGGACCUACGGCUUCCGGCUCAAGGCUGGAAACAAGGCCGGGUUUGGGCCUCUCUCUGAACGCUAUGAUGUCACCACCGGCCCCGGGGCCCCCGAGCAGUGCAAAGCUCCUUCCAUCACGUGCAAAUCACCCAGCUGUGCUGUAGUCAGCUGGGAGGCCCCACCUUGCAACGGGGCUCCGGUGACAGAGUUUCGUCUGGAGUGGGGGGCCGCUGAGGGCUCCAUGCAAGUCUGCUACAGCGGAGCAGCCCUCGGCCACGAGAUGAAGGGCCUGCUACCCGCCACCAAUUACUUUUGCAGGGUACAGGCUCUGAACGUGGCGGGCGUGGGCCCUUUCAGCGAGGCGGUCUUGUGCCUGACCCCCUGCUCGGUCCCCGCCGCCGUCGGCAACAUCUGCGUGAUGAAGGAGUCUGAGCUCACCAGGUUUGGCGUUCCUGACGAGGAGGAGGAAGAGGAGGAGGAAGAUGAGGACGAAUGCAUCCGGCCACCGCCGCCGCCUCUCUACUCGCCAUCCACCUGCGUGGGGAUCUGCUGGGACCCCCCCUGCGACCACGGCUCGGAGAUCACAUCCUACCUGAUCGACCUGGGCGAACGCCAGCCCGUCGUGGUCGGCCCCGUCACAAAGCACGUCAUCCAGAACCUGCAACCCGACACCAGCUACAGGAUCCGAAUCCAGGCCCUGAACUGCUUGGGCGCGGGGCCCUUUAGUCACACCUUUAAGCUGAAGACCAAGCCCCUGCCCCCGCAGCCGCCCCGCCUGGAGUGCACGGCCUUCAGCCACCACACCCUCAGGCUCAAGUGGGGCGACGGUCCAGCCAAAGCCGCCGCCUCAGACGCCCUCCAGUAUCACCUGCAGAUGGAGGACAAGAGUGGCAGAUUUAUCUCCUUGUAUGAAGGAACCUGCCACACCCACAAAGUGCAGAGGCUAAAUGAGUCUACCUCGUACGCGUUCCGCAUCCAGGCCUUGAACGAGGCGGGCUCGGGGCCCUUGUCCGCUGUUUACACCUUCACCACCCCGCGCUCUCCCCCGGCCCCCCUCAAAGCCCCCAAGGUGGAGCGCGUGGAUGACAGUUCCUGCGAGGUGAGCUGGGAGGCGCAGUUGCCCAUGAAGGGCGACCCAGUCGCCUACGCUCUGCAGUUCAUGAUGGGGAACUCGGACUUCAAGCAGGCGUACAAAGGUCCCGGCACGUGCUUCACAGUGCAGCACCUCCACCCCAACAGCGACUACCGCUUCCGGGUGUGCGCCAUCCGCCAGUGCCAGGACGCGCCCGAGCUGAGCGGGCCCUACAGCCCCACCGUGACGCUCGCCGUCCAGCGGGGGGGAGACGGCCCCGCCUCGGCGUCCUCCUCCUCCUCAUCCAGGUCCACGUCCUCAUCCGCCUCCUCGCCGUCGUCCUCCUCCUCGACGUCCGGGCGGGCCGGACACAGCCUGACGGACGAGCAGUGCGCCUUCCUGCUCCUCAUGGUGUUCGCCGUCAUCGCCAUCCUCAUCGCGUUCGUCAUCCAGUACUUUGUCAUCAAAUGAGCGCCCCCCCCCCCAACAGGGCACCACGGUUAUUACAGCUUUACUGUCCACCCUUUCACACUUUCCUCCUCUUUCCGCUCCCCCACUGGCAGGGCGAGUGGGGAGCUUCUUGUCACACACAGUAUGCACAUUGUUCAUUGCUCCGCAAAAAAUUUGGGCUAUUGAGUGAAAUAACGGGACGACUGUAAAAUGCACAAAUAACCUUCAAGGUAACUUAAUUUGGCCUCGAAGGUUGAAAAUUUGGGUCCACUUACCCCUCUCUGUGACUGCUCCAGUCUCUGUGUCGCUGAUGAGGCCGCUGACAUUCGACCAGGAUUGUCAAACAUAUCAGUUGUUUGCAUCAUUGUCGAAUUAUCUCAACGUAUGGUUAAACAUACAGAGUUGACCCGGUACUUGUUGUUGUUCCAGUGUUUGAACUACAAAUGGAGUUGGAAAUCACACGUCAUGGAACAUGAACGAUGAGGUACCGGAUGGAAGUUGGUGGGGGAACAUUUUCAAUUUUGAUCCAGACUUUUUGCCCCAAAUCAAAACGAACAAAUCCAUUUAGUCAGAAACAUGAAGUAGACGCUCUCGAUUGUAAAGGGGCAGCACUAAUUAUCAAA
Messenger RNA from Hippocampus comes (tiger tail seahorse), 4693 nucleotides. It is a transcript of the gene fndc3a, whose product is annotated as fibronectin type III domain containing 3A. The coding region runs from base 357 to 4091 and encodes 1244 amino acids. NCBI's taxonomy places the organism in Eukaryota, Metazoa, Chordata, Actinopteri, Syngnathiformes, Syngnathidae. The record is from RefSeq and is a predicted model, not a curated record. The transcript is spliced from 27 exons. Gene Ontology annotation, molecular function: protein binding.